CCGGGUUGGAUCGGGGGUGGAGACUUCAGUGAACCAGACCAGUAAUCACUCUGCAGUCCCAGUUUAAGGAGUGGAAGCUUGCAAGAAGCAUCAUGGCUGCGAGGUUCUGUGGAGUCGUCGCCCUUCUGACUGUGAUCCUCAGUGGACUGAAUGCAGCAAGACCAGCUGUGAACCAGGAACUAUCCACCAUCUUCAACGAGCUCUGGACGUUGGAUGUGAAUCGCAUGACACCUGCAACAGACUACACAAUCUCUGUUCAGGGUCGAGCCGGGUUUGUGAACCAGGGCAGUCAUGUAGUGAGAGAUCACGCCUCACAGCCGCUGUUCUCCAACGUCAACGAGGAAAAACUGAACAACAUCACCACCUUCUCCCGUUUCAUGAAGCUCCUGGACAACUACGAGAUGUCGACAGGCGUGACUGAACGAGUCACAACGGAGGAGCUGACGGAGAUGAAUCUCUUCCUGGACGCCGUCUUAGAGACAGCAGUCAUGAAGCGGGCUCAUCAGUACCUGGUGAGCAAAGCCAAGUCCAGCUCCAACCUGAGACACUUUAAGAACCAGCUGCGUCUGAUCUGGUUCCACCUCUACCACCGACAGAGGAACACCGGACUGGACUCCUGCGGAUUCGAGCACGUGUUUGUCGGAGAGACAAAAUCUGGAUCAGAAAUCACCGGGUUCCACAACUGGGUCCAGUUCUACCUGCAAGAAAACAGCACGCACCUGGACUACAAAGGAUACAAGGCCAGAGACCACGACCUGCCCGACCACGACGACCACGUCCUGAACCUCCAGUUCAGCUGGCACGGUUUGGUGAAGCCCGUCGGCAGCGCCUUCAUCGGGACCAGCCCCGAGUUCGAGAUGGCGAUCUUCACCAUCGUCUUCCUCAUCAACACGGAGAGGAGCACCAUGGUGGUGGUCAACAUCGACCAGUGUCAGAUGGAGCUGGUGGUCGUCAGACACGGACGCUCCCUCAGCACGGCGUACCCCAAACUGCUCAGCAGCAACAGCAGACACAUCCGGCAGCACUCGCACUGACGAGGAGGAUCUGUUCAUACGAAGUGAUGCUCAGUCUGAGGCUAGACAUGUACUGUGAUGGAGUUAAAACACAACAUAGAUGUGCACACGUCUGUCAUUUCUAUCAAGACAUUUGUAAACUUGAUUAAUUUGUCAUAAAAAAGCUGUUUCAAUAAAAGUGAUGAUGCUUUUUGAAGUCAAA
Sebastes umbrosus (honeycomb rockfish) is the source of this 1215-nucleotide messenger RNA. RefSeq names its product endonuclease, polyU-specific C (gene endouc). Gene Ontology annotation, molecular function: RNA endonuclease activity. Bases 93 to 1034 code for a protein of 313 amino acids. The transcript is spliced from 8 exons. NCBI's taxonomy places the organism in Eukaryota, Metazoa, Chordata, Actinopteri, Perciformes, Sebastidae. The record is from RefSeq and is a predicted model, not a curated record.